ACAGAAAUGCCACAAGCCAUCUGCCCCAUGUUUCCUUGCCACUACUUUCCCUGCCCCCGCCACAUACACCUCAAAUUUUAGAAUUAUUGCUUCUCCUUUUCCUUUUCUCCGCCUAUUCCUUCCCUUUUACGCCACUUCAUUUAUACAUCAUACGGCUUUGAAUGUGUCAAAUCAAUUAAUGAACUAUCAUUAAUGUUACUGCAAAUGUAAAAUCUUGUCUCACCAUAAUCAAUUGGAUCCAUAAUCUAGAAAAAUUGAAUUGCAUUUAGGGCAUUUUCUCUGUUUUCUCCGUUUUCUUCCAAUGCUCUUCGUGUGUUUGGAGAAAUUAAACGAGAUCAAUAAUGGCUUCUACGGUUUCAACAGCUCGAAGCUCUGCUUAUCUAACAGCUCUUACACAAGAGAUUGAAAAGAAACUUCAACGUGCAUUGACUUCGCCCUCGCAGAGGCGUAACUUAUUGCAAGAGCUUUUUGCUGAUAUAGCUUUGGAAGUAGAUGAUCGAGCUAAAGAGAUAUUACUCUGCAGCGAGGAUGCUAUUACGGUUGCAGAGGAAAGGACUGAAGGACCAAUAUGCUACUACAAUGUGCUUGCCGAUCAUUUUGUCCAUGUACCUCAGAAUGGAAAACCGAUCCUUGAUUUGAUAGUCCAACUGUGGAGCCAAUCUUUCGCUUCAAAUAUUUUUUCACUCCUUUUCCAUAAGUGGUUGUUUGAGGCUCAACUUGAAAAUUCUGAUGUCCUCCUUCGCUACUCAUCAGCUCUUGUUCAAGGAGCUACAAAUGUAUUUUGGAUUGACAUCCAAACAAACACUAGGCGUUUUCAGAGUCUUUUUCAGUAUCUGCUUGAGGAAGUUGCCCUUGUUCCUGACCGAUUAAAGAAGAUCCCUUUGCAGGCCCAAAGAGAUUUAUUCAUCUUACUCUCAAGGUUCAUAUUUUUCUAUAACCUAGGUGACAAGCUAGGAUGUUUUUUGAGGCAAUUCCCUGAUUUUCCGAAUGCUUUCUUAAUUGGUGGUGCAGCAGAUAUAUUUGUCACUGAACUAUCUGAUCAGCUUCAAAAACUAAAAGUGGAGCCAGUGUUGUUGCACUAUCUCUCCCAAUUGAAGGUCCUUCAAGGAUUAGAGUUGAGAAUGGCUACUAGUACAAGAUUGAAAACUUGCUUGUAUAGCUUCACGUCACCAGGUGCUCCCAUGUACCCAACAAGAGCUGUCCGCCAUUCAGCAUGGGAUGCAUUAGAUUUGCUAUAUCCUGUCGGACGGUACCCUCGGCAUAUCAUUAGUCUCUUUUUCCGUUUGCUGUAUCCUUGGUAUUGGCCUUCUUCAUUUUGGAAUUUUAUCAAGUCGUGCAUUCUGGCUGUAUUCUAUACUCUUUUGAGGUUAGUAUUUUCUGGUUGGGAUAAAGUGAGGAGCAGAACAAAGGAGCAAUGAUGUCACACCAAUGGUGUUGUACAUUUAGCUUGUGUGGAGUAAUGUUGUAUUUCCUUUUGUAGUCCAGAAGUUAGGUUGUUGGACGUAUCAAAAAAAUUUCCUGCAUGUAAUUAAGACAUUGGGAAUUAUUGUUUUCCAAAGCACGGUGGUGUGGAUCAAUGUCGAGAGGGUGGUAUUGGUUUCUAUUUCCA
This is a messenger RNA of Capsicum annuum, 1609 nucleotides long. RefSeq lists its product as uncharacterized. Lineage: Eukaryota; Viridiplantae; Streptophyta; Magnoliopsida; Solanales; Solanaceae. Bases 342 to 1418 code for a protein of 358 amino acids. The record is from RefSeq and is a predicted model, not a curated record. The transcript has 11 exons.